CUGUCAGUGGUGACUGACGCCUCUCUACGCCUCCCAGGUUUUUGCACUGCUUUAGAGCGCCCCCGCGAGGCCGCUUCACUCUCCCAACAUGUUCCAGCGCCUCACCAGCAUGUUCUUCCGCAACCCCCCGCCCCCUGAGGACCUCGACUGCCCCCGAGCCUUCGUCUCGGAGGAGGAUGAAGUGGACGGCUGGCUUAUCAUUGACCUGCCGGGUGAGAGCGCCAAGGUGAUGCAACGGCAGAACCGCGCCCGCGAGAGCCAUCCGCGUCGGCCCAAGCACCAGGGCAACUUUAUUUACCAGCCGUGCCAGCGCCAGUUCAACUACUGAGCGUCCGCCGGCCCAACCACAAACCCUCUGCCGACCCCCGACCGCUAUCGGGCCCCUCCGCGGCAGCCAGUGUGUUGCCCCAGGGGCGUCCGCAGCCCACCUCGGGCUGAUUACACAACCUCCCUCAAGUGUGUGAGGUGGGGUGAUAGCCCCCUUUAAAGUCCCCUUGAUUUUCCCAUCUCUGAUUCUCUAAUCCACCUCUGGACCUCUACCCUCUUUCUUCUGGCCCCCUGCCCAACAUCUAUCUAAUCCUUCAUCUCCCAGACUGACUCCAUCCUUCCUUUUCUGGUCCCCAUCCUUGCCUCUGCCCUGACAUUCCCCUUUAUCUUUGCCCUCCAUUCCUCUACCUCUGGCCCACCCCUAUUUCUCAGAGUCUCCUUUUCCAGUCCCACAUCUAGCCGUUUCCUUACCUUCGAUUCCCACUUUACAAGCCUUGCCCUAUCUCAUGUUUGGCACUACACUCGCUCCUGCUUCCUUAUUUUCCAUUCCCAAUAAUGCCCUCCCAAAGGGUGGGUGGAGGAGGGAGGUUGAGACUAAAGGUUUCUAUGUUUAGUCUCACCCUUCCCUCUCACCCUGGGGGCUGGGCUCCUUGUAGUGGCUUAGGCCUGGAAAGGUAAAGUAUGUAGACGAGGACUGUGAGAUGUGAAUUAAAGGGAGAAGGGGGAGGGAACUGAAGGGAAGAGGCAGCCUACUGGAAGUGUGGACAGGACAGGAUGAGAAGCUGUAGGAAGUAGGGCACCAUGGGAGCUGGUACUGUGUGCUUGCUCAGAGAUUGGCCUAACCCUGCUCGCGGGCUGGAGUCUGGAGUCUGCCCCCUGCUUCCCUUUCCUAUAAUCUCACCUCCCAGAUCUCUUCCUGAAAUCCACCCCUCUGCAGGCCCAAGUCUGAAAGGCUUAGUUAAACCUCCCCCCAACAUGUCACCCCGGGAGCAGAGGCUGGGCAAAGCCCUGCCAUCCGGGCCAUCUGUUCACAUGUCCAAGGUGCUAGAACUAGCUUAGGAGAGAUGCAGGCCAGAGGGCUUCUAGGCGGGGAGACUGCACACCCCAGUGUAAGAAUGCAGAAGAAUGAUGCUGAGAAGGACAAGCUGUGGGGUGAAGCCAUCCCAAGACUGACAGCUCAGCUUUCAUCUUGCCUCUGGCUUUGUAUUUCACACCCUGCCCAGGAUGGCUAAUAAACACUCCAGGGUAGGAGGCCAGGAGCUUCACUGUCCUAAUCCCCAAAGUCCCGCUCCAGGUUCUGGGCCAUAAGGGCCAUGCUCCCUUUUCUUCCCGAGUGCUCUCUUCCUUUCUAGGCUGCUGGGGAGAAAUGGGUGCCCUAUGGUUCCCCUCCCCUUCUCUUCCUAUAAAUACCUGGAGGAGGGAACCUGAAUCCCUGGGUGAAACAGAGGGAACAGGGGUGACCAACUUCCCCUUCUCAUGGUGGGACUGAAUUUUGGGUUCAGACACCAGCAAUAGCCUCUUGGGAUGCCCCAAGUUGCUUCCCUUUUUUUCUUUCUGUCCUUUACUAGUAUGUGCUCUUUCUUCCUUGAAACUUAAGAUUUCCUGUUAGAAACUAACAUAGGUCUUCCUCCCUCACUCUAAUUCCAGGUUUCUAGGUCUCACAGUUAAGUGGAGGCUUGGAGAUAACUCUGCAUUCCCAUGAGGGCAAAGGCAGCUGCCCUUCCUGACCCUGUAGCCCCAAGCUUCAUGUGGGAUGUAUGGGUAAGGGAGAGGGUAGCCCCAUGGAUACUGGGAUGGUGACAGAGGAAGCCCUAUUGGGGUCUCCUGUCUAAGGGAGUAAGCCAAAUCUACACUAAGAACAGAUCAAAGUCCCCACGCCAGUCCGCUAGGGCCCCAGUAGUUGGCAACCUUGUUCCUGGCCCCAAGCUUCUCCGUCUAGUCACAUUUUUCUUCCAGCUACCCCUCGGUCACUUCACAGCCAGCGUAGGGUCUUCAGCACUUCCAAGAGCUGAAAUUCCCUCCAACUCCUCUUGUCUACUCCUUUGCUGGGGCCUAGGCUCAGUCCAGGGUAGUUCUCAUGAUCCUUCUUGUGGGGGAAGAGUGAAUAAUAGGGCAUUAGGUUCAAAUUUCAAAAGGCCCCUCCCUCACCCAUAUUUCUGGAGCUCCUGUAGUUCUAGAACCUUCCAAUCUCAUCACCUGGCUGAUUGCAAGGCUCAUAGGUUUUUGUACUUUCCUAUAGAUUCUGUAGUAUUUGAGUGUGGCAAUAUUUUAAUUGUUUAUAGAUUUCUAAGAACCAACAUUACUCAGUCUCCUGCUAGUCUAACUCCUGAAGCAUCAUACUGUAUUGACUGUGUAUGUGCCUUUCACCUUGAGCAUGCUUCAGGAUUUUUUUUAAACCACAGAACUUGAAUAUAUGAGGGAACCGGAAUUCACUAAGUCCUAUGCAACCUUAGACAGGUGAGGGGUUAGAGAGUCUGUCUUGACUGAUAUUUUCAGAGAACCCUGGAGAAGUUUGUUCCAGUUUAUAUUAAUUCAUGUCAAUACUACCAGCACUUUGCCAAAACUGAGUUUGUCAGAGGGACCCGUUUCUAGAGUGAGUCCCCAUUACAUCAGAGGGUGACUUACAGUGAUUCCCCAUAUGUCUGAGUGCUCUCUUCAAGCUGGGUGUCACUUUCCAGCCUUUGCCAGUCUGGCCCCAGCAGGGUAUCACUUGUGUAUGAAUGCAAUUUGCUGCUGUUUUGAAGUAUGCCUGCUCCCAACUCCUGCCGGUAUCCUGAUCAAUUUGCUCUGACCCUUAAUAUCUUAGGUGCAAUAAGGACCCCACCAGAGCUCUUGGAGGCCUCCUCAGAUCCAUGUGGCUUUAUGUGGGGACCGAAUGCAGACACACUAUACCCCCUACAUUUCCCCACUUGUCCUGCCACCUAGUUCCAAAUGGAACCAAGUAGAGUGCAUCCCUCUUGGGUGUUUUGUGUUGAGACUGGCUGGAACGAGGAGACUCUGGUUGACCAUGUUGUGACAUUUCAACAGACUCAAGGACACAACCACCUCAACAUGGUCCUGUGGCAUGCCUGUGUAUGUGUGUAACCGAAUUUUGAUUGUUAGAUUGUAAUGUUAUUCCUCUAUGGGAGAGAGAAAUAUAAAGAAAAACAAAAUAAAAAUCUAUUUAAAGCACA
Messenger RNA from Myotis davidii, 3440 nucleotides. It is a transcript of the gene TP53INP2, whose product is annotated as tumor protein p53 inducible nuclear protein 2. The transcript has 2 exons. The record is from RefSeq and is a predicted model, not a curated record. Lineage: Eukaryota; Metazoa; Chordata; Mammalia; Chiroptera; Vespertilionidae. The coding region runs from base 89 to 328 and encodes 79 amino acids. Gene Ontology annotation, cellular component: nucleus; autophagosome. Gene Ontology annotation, biological process: positive regulation of DNA-templated transcription; autophagosome assembly.